Messenger RNA from Sphaeroforma arctica JP610, 2134 nucleotides. Its product is annotated as phosphoenolpyruvate carboxylase. Lineage: Eukaryota; Ichthyosporea; Ichthyophonida. The transcript is spliced from 3 exons. The record is from RefSeq and is a predicted model, not a curated record. The coding region runs from base 227 to 2134 and encodes 635 amino acids. Gene Ontology annotation, molecular function: phosphoenolpyruvate carboxylase activity. Gene Ontology annotation, biological process: tricarboxylic acid cycle; carbon fixation. Gene Ontology annotation, cellular component: cytosol.
AAACAAUAUACAUAAUCUCCUCGUCCACGGAACAAAUAAUAAAUGUACAGUAACGAAAUGUCAACUUCUCCAAAUUUGGUCUCAAUAUAAAAGCCUUUGGCAGUCCUUUGUGGCAGGCACUAUUGUGAUAUUGUUGUCAACUGCUUUAUCAACAUAUUCAAUCACAAAUAGACUGAAUUAUACUAUUUAACUGUAUACUGUAUACUAUACAAUUGUAUCAGCAACCAUGAACAACCCAAGAAGAAGGAAAGACUCGGUGGACUUCUCAUCCCCACUCCACGACGAUGUUGAAUACCUCUGCGAUACACUUCUCACUUUGAUCGAGAAGCACUCUGAUCAAGAGACCUUAUUGACACUUAAAACAGUUCUGGAACUAUCCAAGGCGUACGACCAAUAUUUCAACAACCCACAGAACUUCACUACACUUGCCGCAAAGGUAGAGUCCCUAAACGCAUACCAACUCUGUUGUGUGGGCUCUCUUUUCAGCAACAUGUGCAACCUGGCCAAUCUCUCCGAGUACGUACACCGUAUCAGACGGAGAAAGGCAUACGAGCUUGGCGAAGGUACCUCUUUCCUGUCACACGUGUCCCUGGACGAAGUCACUAAAGACCUCGUGAAAGCUGGAAAGACGCAUGCGGAAAUUCGUGAGCAACUAGCAAGCCAGACUGUGGAUAUGGUACUGACGGCACAUCCCACACAGGCUAUCAGACGGUCACUUUUAGCGAAGCUGCAUGAAAUCGCAAGACUUUUGGAGCUGUCCCACGAGCCCAGACUUACGCCUGCGCAAACUGAAGAUGUGAACGAGCGACUUCUUAUGAACCUAGAGGCCUUGUGGCGCACCGACGAGGUACGUCGAGGUAAACCCAAGCCUGAAGAUGAGGCCCGUAACAUCACACAGGUCAUCGAAGACACGGUUUGGGAUGCCGCACCGGCUUACGUGAAGAGUAUCAACAGAUACCUUAAAUCAGUAGAUCAGGAUCCAUUGCCUCUUGACUCGACACCGUUCGUGUUCUCGUCGUGGGCUGGUGGAGAUAGAGACGGCAAUCCGUUUGUCACUCAGAGUGUGACUCGGGAGGUGGUGGCUAUAAAUAGAUACAGAGCAUGCACAAUGUAUCUGGUCGAGAUCGAACGUCUACUGUUUGAACUCUCAGUCUCUGAGGGGUCUGACGAGCUGUUGGCUUACAACGAGCGCGUGGUCGCUGCCACAGCUGCAGCGUCACAGCCCAAGAAGAUGAACAUGAAGUACAAGGAGUUCUGGAACCACGUGCCCCACACCGAACCCUACCGUGUAUGUCUGCACGAGGUCCGUGAUCGCAUGAACAACACGCGUAUAUGCGCCGAAGCCGAGCUGAACGGAGACGGCAAGUUCCCCCCCGACAACUACGACGAGCCUAUCUACACACUCAAAGCACAGCUCCUAGAACCGCUAGAGCUCAUGUACCGCUCGCUGCACAGCACCGGAGACGGUCGCCUGGCUGAGGCCCGACUGCUGGACCUGAUCCGCCGAGUGCACAUGUUUGGCCUGACGCUGGUGAAACUGGAUAUCCGCCAGGACGCGGCAGAGCACGCGCUAGCCAUGAACUACAUCACCGAGCACGCGGAGAUGGGCACCUAUACCGACUGGGAUGAGGCCACGCGUGUGUCGUUCCUCACGGAGAUGCUGUCCAGCAGACGGCCGAUCUUGGCGCACUGCCACAGGGCCGCAGCGAACGCUAAGAAUGUACUGGACACCUUCGCGUGUGUGGCGGAUAUUGGAACGGAGCCGCUGGGUGCGUAUGUGAUCUCCAUGUGUAUGAAGCCCUCGGAUGUGCUUGCGGUGGAGCUUCUGCAGCGUGAACACGCCCGUUACCAUGACGACGACACCCUGCGCGUGGUUCCUUUGCUGGAGACUAUCGGUGCCCUGAACGACUCGUACGAGAUGCUGACUGUGCUGUUUGAGAACAAGUGGUACAGAGAGCACCUGCGCACGCGCUUCAACUCUGUGCAGGAAGUGAUGGUGGGCUAUUCGGAUUCCAUGAAGGAUGGCUCGCGCUUCACCUCUGCGUGGGAGCUAUACAAAGCACAGGAGGUGAUGGCCAGCAUUGCACAGAAACACAACGUGACGCUGAGAUUCUUCCACGGUCGAGGUGUGUGA